This is a messenger RNA of Nerophis ophidion (straightnose pipefish), 3303 nucleotides long. RefSeq names its product aminolevulinate dehydratase (gene alad). Gene Ontology annotation, cellular component: cytosol. The record is from RefSeq and is a predicted model, not a curated record. Gene Ontology annotation, molecular function: porphobilinogen synthase activity; zinc ion binding. Gene Ontology annotation, biological process: heme biosynthetic process. NCBI's taxonomy places the organism in Eukaryota, Metazoa, Chordata, Actinopteri, Syngnathiformes, Syngnathidae. The transcript is spliced from 12 exons. The coding region runs from base 144 to 1139 and encodes 331 amino acids.
GCCAACCGCCAUAAAAACAAAAGAAGAAGAAGAAGAGGGCGGUAGUGAUAACGAGGGAGGAGCUAGCAGUUUGAGUUGGAACCAAAGAAGAAACACAGCUUGGCUGGGAAAGAAGGGAGACCUGCAAUUUAUUUAGUGUCAACAUGCAGACGCCCGUGCAGUCCAUCAUCCACAGUGGCUACUUCCACCCGACCCUCAGACACUGGCAGACCUGUGCCACGGAUUUAAGAGCGGAAAGUUUGAUAUACCCUAUUUUCAUCACAGACAGUGUUGAUGCUGUGGAGCCCAUUGGUAGCCUGCCUGGACAAGCCAGAUAUGGGGUAAACAAACUUGAAGGAAUGCUGCGGCCACUUGUUGAGAACGGCUUGAAAUGCGUGCUGAUCUUUGGGGUCCCUGCAAAAGUUGUCAAGGAUGACAGAGGGUCAGGGGCAGACACAGACGACACACCAGCCAUCACAGCGGUAAAGACGAUCAGAUCUUUGUUUCCAGACCUGCUGGUGGCAUGUGACGUCUGUUUGUGUCCGUACACGUCACAUGGUCACUGUGGUAUCCUCAAUGAAGAUGGUUCUCUUGACAAUGAUGCCAGCUGUUUGAGACUGGCAGAAGUGGCACUGUCCUACGCCAAAGCUGGUUGUCACAUAAUUGCUCCUUCUGAUAUGAUGGAUGGCAGAGUCGGUGCAAUAAAACAAGCUUUGCUGUCUAAUGGUUUGGGGAACAAGGUGUCAGUGUUGAGCUACAGCGCCAAGUUUGCCUCCUGUUAUUAUGGUCCUUUCAGAGAUGCUGCACAGUCCAAACCAGCUUUUGGGGACAGACGCUGCUAUCAACUCCCGCCUGGAGCGAGGGGGCUGGCACUUCGAGCUGUGGAGCGAGAUGUGAAAGAAGGAGCUGACAUGCUGAUGGUGAAACCAGGUCUGCCGUAUCUGGACAUUGUUAGAGAGGUCAAGGACAAGUUCCCAAUGCAUCCGCUUGCUGUGUACAAUGUGUCGGGGGAGUUUGCCAUGAUAUGGCAUGGAGCGCAAGCAGGAGCGUUCGAUUUGCGAGCUGCAGUGAUGGAGGCCAUGACUGCCUUCCGCAGGGCAGGUGCCGACAUCAUCAUUACCUACUACACCCCUCAGCUGCUCACCUGGCUCAAAGAGUGAAGAACGAGGCCUUCAGCGUGGACGAUCGGAGGAAGUCGUGAGCUUUAAAACCAACAAUCUGACAACACCAAAGCAAAGAAAACACUUCUCGGUAAACAUUUACUUAUAUUUACUGGUAGUUUGCAAACUGAGCCAUUAAACAAUGUGAGAUUAUUAUUUCAAGUUAGAAGACCUGGGGAUAGGUUGAUUGGCAACACUAAAUUGGCCCUAGUGUGUGAAUAUGAGUGUGAAUGUUGUCUGUCAAUCUGUGUUGGCCCUGUGAUGAGGUGGGGACUUGUCCAGGGUGUACCCCGCCUUCCGCCCGUUUGUAGCUGAGAUAGGUACCAGCGCCCCAAGCGACCCCAAAGGGAAUAAGCGGUAGGAAAUGGAUGGAUGGAGAAGUGUUCACCUAAGUCUGUGAGCACGAACUGAUGAAGCUUACUCGGAUGCGCGGUGAAAUGUCUUCCAAGACAAACCAAACAGUCCACUUGCGCUCGAUUGAAGGCCCUAAGAUGACUAUGACUUGGUUGAAUGAGAACAUUUAUAGACAUAUUAUGACAGGGGUGUCAAAGUCAAGGCCCGCGAAUGAAUUGUCUAUGGCCCCCGAGAUAUUUGAUUAGUAUUAGAACUGGCCCACAGGCCACAGCCCCCUGCUGCUGUUUUGCAGGCACCAAUACUCCGUCAGUGUUGGCGCGAAGAAUUUUCCAUCAAGUCAUAAAAAUGAGGUCCCACAGUACACUUUUGGGGUCCCACUUUUUUGUAAGCGUUUUGAAAGCAAAUGUUAAUUAUAUCCAUUAUCCCAGUGGUUCUCAACCUUUUAUUCAGUGAUGUACCCCCUGUGAACAUUUUUUUAAUUCAAGUACCCCCUAAUCAGAGCAAAGUAUUUUUGGUUGAAAAAAGGAGAUAAAGAAGUAAAAUACAUCACUAUGUCAUCAGUUUCUGAUUUAUUAAAUUGUAUAACAGUGCAAAAUAUUGCCCAUUUGUAGUGGUCUUUCUUGAACUAUUUGGAAAAAAAGAUAUAAAAAUAAUCAAAAACUUGUUGAAAAAAUAAACAAGUGAUUCAAUUAUAAAUAAAGAUUUCUAUACAUAGAAGUAAUCAUCAACUCAAAGUUCCCUCUUUGAGGAUUGUAAUAGAGAUCCAUCUGGAUUCGUGAACUUAAUUCUAAACAUUUCUUCAGAAAAAAAGAAAUCAUUAACAUCAAUAUUUAUGGAACAUGUCCACAAAAAAUUUUAUCUGUCAACACUGAAUAUUGCAUUGUUGCAUAUCUUUUCAUAUUUUGUUGAAGUAUUAUUCAAUAAAUAUAUUCAUAAAGAAUGUUUGAAUUGUUGCUAUUUUUAGAAUAUUUAGGAAAAAUCUCACGUACCCCUUAGCAUACCUUCAAGUACCCCCAGGGGUACGCGUAGCCCCAUUUGAGAACCACUGGUCUAUGGCCCCCGGGAUAAUAUUUGAUUAGUAUUAGAACCGGCCCGCAGGCCACAGCCACCUGCUGCUGUUUUGCAGGCACCAAUACUCCAUCAGUGUUGGCGCGAGGAAUUUUCCAAAUGGGGACCCCAUCAAGUCAUAAAAAUGGGGUCACACAGUACAUUUUUGGGGUCCCACUUUUUGGUAAGCAUUUUGAAAACAAAUGAUAAAUGUAUGCACUAUCCUGUUAUAUAUCUCACAUUCCAUAUUGUGUUUUGGAAAAGGGUUGGCAUAAACGUUACUUAAUGAAUUAGAAAAAAAAAUACAAAAGAAAACAAUUUAUAUUCAGUUCUAAACAUUCAUUCACUUUCUUCUUUCCUUCACGGAGCUAAACUUUACCGCCGCCGGUAUUGUUUUCUAUAUUUUUAUUGUAAUAUUUUCAGAGUGCGUUUCUUCUACUUUUGGCCAAAGUAAGGCUUUAUUUUAUAUUUCUAAUGCCAUGGUUUUAAUAGCGUGUGCAGAUUUUCCUCCAUGCGACCCCUGAACUGAAAUGAGUUUGACACCCCUGGUUUAGAAGUACGUUUCUACACCGAGAAUGCCAGGCAGUCGCUGUAUUGUUGUUUCUUGUAACAAUUUGUCAUUGGUAUAAUUAUUUUUUAUAAAUUACAUGAUGUAAUGAAAUGAACUUUUAUGACCUGAAUUAAACUUUUUAUUCAGAGCUCUAUUGCUGGAGAGGAUGUGAGUGAAUGCCAACGCAAUGGUCAAUAAAACACAUAAUAUACA